AUCUUAAACAAAAGCACGAUCACGGUUAUUUGAGCUUCCCAGCUUAGGAUUUUAGAGCAGCGCAUGGUAUCCGAAAGCUAUUGAAUGCCCUGUACCGGUGUGAAUCGUGGGAUCUCUCUCGAUUUUGGACUCACUGAAUCAUAAUUUACUAAGUGUUGAAAAUGAGUGUCGUCGCCCUUGUAAGCAGGCUUCCUAAGCUUUCGUUCCAGAAAUCUGUAGUAACCUUACGGGAUUUCAGAUGCGACCAUCGAUACGUAAAGCACGCUCAACCAGGGGUUUCUCCUGUAAUGCAAAGGAGCCACCUGUCAACGUCGACGCGUCGGGAACAGAACAAUGGUGAAAAGAAUAAAACCCUCGUCUACUUGGGCUCCAUUCGCUCCACAGUGAAAAUGGUGAAAGGCCUGUCCUUGACCACCAGCUUCCUUGGUAUUCUGGCGCAGCCCAUUUUACUUCAGAAGCUAAGUGGAGCAUCAUUGGGCGCAACCGUGAUUGUAGUGUCAUGCGCAUCAUUCUUUAUCUUCGUCACCCCGCUGAUGCUGCACUACAUCACCAGGAGAUAUGUGACUGAACUCACGUACGACCCCGACACGAAGGAGUUCAACGCAACGACAUUGACCCUGCUGAACCGCAAAAAACACAUUAACUUUAUUGCGGAUGACAUAAAAGUGCCUGCUAUCCCUGGCCCAUUUACAACCCUUCUGGCUAAAGGUCACCCAUUGUUCGUAGAGGUGCAAAACAUCCAGGACGCUGAUGCUCUGGAACGCUUGAUGGGAUAUGACAAGCCCAUUGACCUACAUGUGAAGGUGUCAAAUUCACAAGAGGAACAGACGGAAAUGAGAAGAAAACAGCCAGCACAGUACAGUGAUAGGGACUCUUGAUGUGCUAGCAGUAUUUCUUGAGCAUUAUUAGGAAACCAGCAUAUUCUAUUCAACUUAUUGCUACCUGCUCACAAAGGACGAAGUGCUCUUCAACAUUUUUCAUGUGACUUCCAAAGCACAAGCAAAUUUUCUUACAGCUAAGGAAUAUGUUCCCUUCUGCAGCCCCCCCUCCCCCCUUUUUUUAAUUUAUUGUGCAAUGUUUUUUGGAUCUCGUUAUGCAACAUGUUUUAACACAGCAUUAAUGACCAUCUGGUUUGGGUAUAUCAGUAAAGUGCACAAACACUUAGUAGGCGUGUCAGCAUUAUUUCAAUAGAAAUACGUGGUAAAUAUGUACUGCAGCACUUUUUUUCCUUAGGUUGUGCAAUGGUACGUUUUGUCAAAGCUGUUGAGCAUGGAGGCAACUCAAUAUGUAGAAUGUACUGUAUUGUGCGGGUGGCUUUCUGAGCUUGCAGCAUUUCUUUAUGAUGUCCUCCUGGUUUAUCACAACUAGUACCCUGUUAUAAGUGCUUUAAAUGCAAUCUUCCAAAAUUUCAGUUUUUAACUGUUUAUCUAGCACUUCAGUUAUAAUGCCUUUUGGUGUGGUGUCUUAGCAUGAGACUCAACAAGUAUUUUAUUAAUGUUCGUAGUUGCAUGUAUGCCAAAGGGUCAAGUGCACUGAAGGCCUUACAAUAGGACUUUUGGUUCAUUUUUCAUGACUGGUUGUUAAAGCAAGGGUGUAUGACAGGUGUCCUAAGUUAUCCUGAAGCCUAUCAAAGCUACACAAGUAAUUUAUAUAUAAAAUGGUGGAGUACUCAAUAGAUUAUGACAUUGUAUAUGUAUGGGGUUUAGUAGGAUGUUUUACACACCCUUGAUGCCAUGUUCAGAGUAGUUUUAACUGAAAAGGGAUGAAGCGGUACCUCGGGUUAGAUGGUGUUUAAACAACAUACUUCCACAACUGAAAAGGGAUGAUGACAGAUAACAGCCUGUGUUAUAUAUUGUCAUCUGACCUGACUUAUGUUGUGCUGUGCUAAUAUUUCUGAAAAGUGGCUGUCUGCUGGUUUCUAAGGAUCCAUAUUUUGUAGUGAAGUAAAAGCCUUGCCAACAGAAA
This is a messenger RNA of Rhipicephalus microplus (southern cattle tick), 1965 nucleotides long. Its product is annotated as transmembrane protein 70 homolog, mitochondrial. Lineage: Eukaryota; Metazoa; Arthropoda; Arachnida; Ixodida; Ixodidae. The record is from RefSeq and is a predicted model, not a curated record. Gene Ontology annotation, cellular component: mitochondrial membrane. Gene Ontology annotation, biological process: mitochondrial proton-transporting ATP synthase complex assembly.